Messenger RNA from Erigeron canadensis, 1321 nucleotides. Its product is annotated as E3 ubiquitin-protein ligase PUB23-like. Bases 1 to 1236 code for a protein of 411 amino acids. The record is from RefSeq and is a predicted model, not a curated record. Gene Ontology annotation, molecular function: ubiquitin protein ligase activity. Gene Ontology annotation, biological process: protein ubiquitination. Lineage: Eukaryota; Viridiplantae; Streptophyta; Magnoliopsida; Asterales; Asteraceae. The transcript has a single exon.
AUGGAGAUUGAAACAGAAGUCCCAUCACAUUUUCUAUGCCCAAUCUCCAUGCAACUCAUGAAAGAUCCAGUCACAAUAUCAACUGGUAUUACUUAUGAUAAAGAAAGCAUAGAAAGAUGGUUGUUUACAUGCAAAAAAAGCACUUGUCCGGUCACCAAACAAACAUUAUGUGACAUUGAUAUAUAUCUAACCCCUAACCACACCCUUCGCCGGUUGAUCCAGUCAUGGUGCACCAAGAACUCAAUUGAUCAUGGUCUUUAUCCGCUCCCAUCACCGAAAAAGCCGGUGGAUAGAUAUCAAAUAAUUAAGCUUCUUAAUGAUGCAAAAAGAUACCCACAAAAACAGAUCAAGUACUUGAAAAAAAUGAGAUCAAUCGUUCAAGCAAGCAAUGAAAGCAAAAUGUGCAUGGAUGCUGGUUCAGGUUUGGUUGAGUUUUUAACCAUGAUAAUAUUAAAAGAAAGUAAUGAUAAUGGCUUCGUGAGUGAAGCAAGUGAUGAAGCCCUAACUGUGCUCCAUCACAUUCAGUGCACGGACUUUCAAUUACGAAAGCUCGUGCAUCAGAAUGAAUCUGCAUUUUUUAAUGCGUUAUUGCAUGUGAUGAGAUCUGGAAGUGUCCAAUCUCGUUUAAAUGCAAUAACGCUUUUAAGAUCUCUUUUCAAAGUGAUGAACCCUACACAGAUUGCUAGUGCAUCACCACUACUGUUCAAUGAAACGGUUAGAAUCUUGAAAAAGGAUGUUUCUCAAAAAACUCUUAAACUUUCAUUAGAGCUUGUAGUUGAUAUCGUAAGAUGGGGUAGAAACCGAAUAAAGGCAGCCGAAUCAGGGAUGGUUUCGGUUCUUGUAGAGCUUCUCAUUGACAACACGGACCGACGUGGCUGCGAGCUAAUGUUGGUGACAUUAGAGCAGAUUUGCCGGUGUGCGGAGGGACGAGCCAAGUUAGUUGAACAUGGGGCAGGGGUAGCGAUAGUUUCAAAGAAGAUCUUGAGGGUUUCUCAUUUGGCAAGUGAUAGAGCAGUGAGAAUAUUGUGUUUGGUUUGUAGGUUCUCAGCAACUUAUAAAGUUGUUCAAGAAAUGAUUGAAGUGGGUGUGGUUUCUAAGCUAUGCUUGAUGAUUCAAGUUGAAUGUAAUGAGAGAACUAAAGAGAGAGUGAAGCAAAUUCUUACAUUGCAUUCUGGGGUUUGGAAAGAUGCUUCUUGUAUUCCUGCUCAUUUGCUUUCAUCUUAUCCUUCCUUAUGAUGAUAUACUAGUUAUUCAUUAAAGGUUUUUUUUCAUUGAUUUAAUUGUAAACCAUUUGUUAUACAGAGUACUUAUAUUGGACUAA